AAUUCACCUACAAACUUCUAUAUAUACAAGCAGCCAUAAUUGGAACGAAUGGAAUGGUUUAUAUCCGUUGAACUUUCUUUACUGGGUUUUGCUGAUAUUUAAUUUUUUACCAGAAAAGCUGGGAUUAAUUUCUGGAUUGUAUUAAAGCUUUUCGUGUGAAGGAUACUUUCUGUUUGAGGAUUGGAGCAUUUUCAUAUCAGAAUUUUCAAAGAUUAUUGGUCAUAAGAUCAAAGCACAGGUUGAAAAUAUUCAAGUUGCAGAAAGUUGAGAGCCAUUGAAGCUGCUGCAGUUCUCAGUUCAUGUCAGCCUAUAUGUUAAAGAUGGCUUCCAAUUAUCAAACUCAAUUGGUCUUGCCUCUAAUUUUCUUGGUCAGCAUUUUAAGUUCAAAUUUCAUUGCUGGACAAACACUACUAACCAAUAGUUCUGAUCCAGGUACUAAUUCCGUUGAAACAAACAAUGUCUUACAUUCCGAUGACACUGUGAGGGUGGAUCCUCUAGACAAUUUCAAGAAAUACAGAGGAGGAUAUGAUGUCACCAACAAGCAUUAUUGGAGUUCGACUAUAUUUACAGGAGUUUAUGGAUAUGUAAUUGGGGUGCUCUGGCUUCUAGCUGGAAUAAUAUAUGGAAGUAUUCUUCUAGCAAAUACUUACUGUUGUAAAAGUAGAAGGAAAGAAAAGCUGAACAAGAAAAGAUUGCCUUGCAAUAAACAAUGUUCUCUUUGGCCUGUUAUCUUGGCUAUUUUGUUCACUAUCUUGGCAAUAACUGCAACUGGGUUAGUUCUUGGAGGGAAUGCAAAAUUCCGUUCGAGAGCAAGAACUGUGGUGAACAUCAUCAUUGACACAGCAGAUGGUGCAUCAGAAACAAUAUAUAACACAACAGGAGCAAUGAAAGAAAUAAGAGAUAAUCUACAAGCCUCUAAUGUAAGUGCAGAACAAGCUUCUAGCUUCCUUACCUCCACAUCACAGAAACUAGACGAUCAAGCUGCUGAUAUUGAAAGGCAAGCUAGGAAAAACAGGCGUCUUAUUGAGAAAGGUCUCAAGAUAGUGUAUAUAAUAACAACUGUCACUAUCUCCCUGAAUCUGGCUGCUUUGGUUGCUCUUUCAGUCUGUGGGACACUUCGCCUACGAAGAGCUCUUAACCUGCUUAUUAUACUAUGUUGGAUCCUGACUGCUCUAUGCUGGGUGUUCUUUGGGGUGUAUUUCUUCUUAGGAAAGUUCUCUGGCGAUACCUGCACAGCUCUUGAAACCUUCCAAAAGGAUCCUUAUAACAACAGCUUGAGUUCCAUCCUUCCCUGCGAGGAAUUGCUCGAUGCAAAGCCAGUCUUGACUGAUGUCAGUGAAGGGAUCUACAACAUUGUUAAUCAGGUGAAUGAAAACAUAUCAGUAGUACAAGUGUGCAAUCCUUUCUCAGGACCACCAGAGUAUCAAUACCAGGCAAAUAAUUGCCCAACUAAUACAAUUAAAAUCGGAGACAUCCCAAAGAUGUUGGAACCACUUACUUGUUCUGGUACCAACAAUGGCACAUGUAGUGCUGGACAAUUCAUAUCAAUCAAUGAUUUCAGAACAGUGGAGGAUUACACAACUUCAAUUCAGAACCUGCUAAACGCAUACCCAGAUAUGGAAAGCCUGGUAGAAUGCCAAUCUGUGAAGGAUGCAUUUUCUGAGAUCCUUACAACACACUGCAAACCAUUGAAGAAGUAUGUUCGGAUGGUAUGGGGGUCAAUGCUGUUUCUAUCAUUGAGUAUGGUGUUUCUGGUUCUGAUAUGGACAUUUCAAGCUCAUCAUGAACAAGAACACCAUUCUGUAGAUGGUUCUGUUAAACCACACAAUGCUGAAGUGAAGGAAUCGCAAUCUGGAGAAAAAGAAUUAGCCAAAGAUCGCUCAAAUAAAGCAUAGUUUAUUAGUCUAGGAUCGCACAAAAUUUUUUUCCAGAUAAUUAUAAACUCUUCUUGGAAGAUCCAUUCACAGGCAGGAUUUCCAUCAGCAAUUGGUUGAUAAGAUCAAGAAUUCAAGGUACAGAUUAUAUAGGUAAAGAAAUACAAAAAGAUGGAAGAAAUCAAGAAGAUUAUAGAGGUUGAAUUUAUGCAUGCAGGGGAGGGGAGAAAUAUGGGGAAGAUCAGAAUUCUUUUUAUAGAAGUCAUACAGAAAUUUUUUUAUUUCUUUGAUGUGGUACAAGAUCAAAGCCUGGGGUCAACCCCAUUACACAAUGUAAAUUAAAUUUGUAAAAACAAUAAUAUAAAGUCAAUUCAGUUCCAUUUUUUAUCAGAAUUAUGAGAAAUAAUAUAGAGUUUGUAGUUAAAA
This is a messenger RNA of Hevea brasiliensis (rubber tree), 2300 nucleotides long. RefSeq lists its product as uncharacterized. Gene Ontology annotation, cellular component: membrane. NCBI's taxonomy places the organism in Eukaryota, Viridiplantae, Streptophyta, Magnoliopsida, Malpighiales, Euphorbiaceae. The transcript has 11 exons. The record is from RefSeq and is a predicted model, not a curated record. Bases 300 to 1895 code for a protein of 531 amino acids.